UUGGAGCAGCAGCGGUGAACACACGUCGGCUGCUGGAAAGAACUGGAUUCUCGCUUCAGGUCAUCAUCAGAAAAGCUAAGUUUGCUACACAAUAAGGAUCAGGAGAUCUGACCCUGGUUGCAGAACCAUUCCUGUUUGCAGAAUACAGGGUUGUAUUCUCACUUCAUCCUUCCAGACCAUCCUAGGAGAUCUCUAAGAUUCCAUCUGGGAAAUUACUAGGAGUCCUUGGAAGGGAAAGAAGGAAGAUUGUUGGUUGGAAUAAAAACAGGGUUGAAUGAGUUCCAGAAAGCAGACUUCUCAAACUCGUGGACAACAAUCUGCUGAAGAAGACAACUUUAAGAAGCCAACUCGAGGCAACAUGCAGAGAAGCAAGAUGAGGGGAGCUGCCUCCGGAAAGAAGUCAGCUGGUUCCCAGCCAAAGAAUCUUGAACCAGCCCUCCCAGGGAGAUGGGGCGGUCGCUCUGCUGAGAACCCCCCUUCUGGUUCUGUGCGGAAGACACGCAAGAACAAGCAGAAAGCUCCUGGUAACGGCGAUGGCGGCAGCACCAGUGAAAUGCCCCAGCCCCCACGUAAGAAGAGGGCACGGGCUGACCCCACUGUGGAGAGUGAGGAGGCAUUUAAGAAUAGAAUGGAGGUGAAAGUGAAGAUUCCUGAAGAAUUAAAACCAUGGCUGGUGGAGGACUGGGACUUGGUUACUCGGCAGAAGCAGUUGUUCCAGCUCCCUGCUAAAAAGAAUGUGGAUGCCAUUCUUGAGGAGUAUGCCAAUUGUAAGAGAUCGCAGGGAAAUGUUGAUAAUAAGGAAUAUGCAGUGAAUGAGGUGGUGGGAGGGAUAAAGGAGUACUUCAAUGUGAUGCUGGGCACUCAGCUGCUCUACAAGUUUGAGAGGCCUCAGUAUGCUGAGAUCCUUCUGGCUCACCCCGAUGCGCCAAUGUCGCAGAUCUAUGGGGCACCACACCUACUGAGAUUAUUUGUGAGAAUUGGGGCAAUGUUGGCUUAUACGCCCCUUGAUGAGAAAAGCCUUGCAUUACUGUUGGGCUAUUUGCAUGAUUUCCUUAAGUAUCUGGCAAAGAAUUCUGCCUCUCUCUUUACUGCCAGUGAUUACAAAGUGGCUUCUGCUGAGUAUCAUCGCAAAGCCCUGUGAAGGUCUGCUGACCGCUCACUAUUGUCUGGUAUCUGU
This is a messenger RNA of Microtus oregoni (creeping vole), 1177 nucleotides long. RefSeq names its product mortality factor 4-like protein 2. Bases 275 to 1141 code for a protein of 288 amino acids. Gene Ontology annotation, cellular component: nucleus; NuA4 histone acetyltransferase complex. The record is from RefSeq and is a predicted model, not a curated record. Gene Ontology annotation, biological process: chromatin organization; regulation of DNA-templated transcription. The transcript has a single exon. Lineage: Eukaryota; Metazoa; Chordata; Mammalia; Rodentia; Cricetidae.